AAAAAGCAGGGGGAGCCAGGCUUAGUUCUGCUACAACUGGCGGGAGGAGCGGCGGUGUGGAGACUUUGGGUUGGGAAAUCUGUGGAGAGAGCAGCCGGGAAGAUGCCACUCCUCCCACAUCAGAUCUCCACCCCUGCUCCACCCAAGACCCAAAGGAAAUCAAAUAGAGGUGAAGGAACACAGGCAUCAGGAUCGCAGGCACAAUGAUCACGGGGAUAGCAGCUCUGCUGUUGCCGCUCCUGGCGCUGGCAUUAGCAUAGUGGAAUUGGGGUGCGCGCGGCUCUGCCCGCCGGGCCCAGGCGCUCCCGUUGUUGGGGAACUUGUUGCAGCUGGAGCCCGGACGCCUGGUCCGUGCGCUCAUGGAGGCAUCGUGUUUUCUAAUGGACCGCGCUGGCGAACGCUGCGCAAUUUUGCACUUGGAGCAUUGAAAGAGUUCGGGUUGGGCACACGGACCAUCGAGGAGCAAAUCCUGGAGGAGGCUUCUUGUCUGCUUAAUGAAUUUCAAGGCACCAUUGGUGCGGCCUAGCCUUGGAAACAGAAGGGCCUGGUGUGGAUGUGGCCAAUGGCGUGCGGGGAGAGGCCAUGGGAAGGCCUUUGGGUAGAACAAAGGCAAUAAGCCCAAAGAGCUAGCUGGGAACGUGACCACAGCGUUAAAACCUGGCCCUGUUGCCACUCCUUCCCCGUUCGACCCCAGGCGACUACUGGGUAAUGCUGUACCCAAUGUUAUCUGUUCUGUGGUCUUUGGGAAACACUAUGGCUAUGGAGACCCGGAGUUCUUGAGGCUCCUGGACCUCUUCAAUGACAACUUCCGCAUAAUGAGUUCCAGAUGGGGUGAGGUAUACAACAUUUACCCUUCCCUGCUGGACUGGCUCCUGGGCCCACAUCACCGAAUCUUCCGAAAUUUUGCAGAGUUAUGGGUCUUCAUCUCUGAGCAAAUCCAGCGGCACCAGCAGACAAGGCAUCCUGGGGAGCCUCGCGAUUUCAUCCAUUGUUUCCUUGACCAGAUGGAUAAGGACCGGGAGAGCCAUUUCCAGGAGGGAACACUGGUGAUGACGACACACAACCUUUUCUUUGGUGGCACUGACACCACAAGCACCACUCUGCGCUAUGGUCUCCUCAUUCUCCUGAAGUACCCAGAGGUGGCAGGCAGCCAACGUGCAAGCGGAGCUGGACGCUGUGGUAGGUCGGGCGCGCGCCCCAAGCCUUGAGGACCGUGCGCGUUUGCCCUACACCAACGCCGUGCUACAUGAGAUCCAGCGCUUCAUCAGCGUGCUGCCGCUGGGUCUGCCGCGCGCCCUCACCCGCGACGCCCACCUUCUGCCCAAGGUGCCCAGAGUCCAGGGAUACUAUUGGGGCCGGAGGCAUGAGCGCCCCUGUUGACUAAAAUCCGCCAGAAUGGGCAUACGUGGUGCCGACUGACGCUCAAUGACCCGAAGAGCAGGUUUUUAUUUAUUUGCAGUUUUUGGCCGGGGCUGGGUUUGAACCCGCACCUCCGGCAUAUGGGGCCGGCGCCUUACUCCGUUGAGCCACAGGUGCCACCUAUGUGCCAAAAGCUGCAAAUAAAUAAAUAAAAGACUCUUACAUGGGGCCAGUGGCUGACGCCUGUGAUUACAGCACUCUGAGAGGGCAAGGCAAGUGGAUCCCUUGAACUCAGGAGUUCAAGACCCGGUCUGAUCAAGAGUGAAACAGUGAGACCCUUUCUCUAAAAACAGCCAAGUAUUGUGGCAGAGAUCUCUAGUCUCAGGUACUAGAGAGGCUAAGGCAAGAGGAUCACUUGAGCCCAAGAGUUUGAGGUUGCAUUCUACUGAGGGUGACAGAGACAGACUCUGCCUCAGAAAAUAAAAAUAUAUAUGGCUUGGCACUUGUAGCUCAGUGGUUAGGACACAUGCACCAGGACUGGUGAUUUUGAACCCAGAUAGGGCCUACUAAACAUUAACAAAAAAAAAACACAGUGGUUCAUCGUGGCAGGCGCCUGUAGUCCCAGCUAUUUGGGAGGCUGAGGCAGAAUCUCUUAAGUCCAAGGGUUUGAGGUUGCUGCAAGCUGUGAUGCCACGGGAGUCUACUGAGGGUGACACAGUGAGACUGUCUUAAAAUUAUAUUUAUAUAUAGGUAUAUACACAUACAUAGUCUUAGAUGGAAGAAGUGUUCACGCUGGCUUAUGAAUAGUGGUUAACCCUAUUUGUGCACACCCCCAGGGCACCUUCGUGAUUCCCCUGCUGGUGUCUGCACACCGGGACCCCACCCAAUUCAAGGACCCGGACUUCUUCAACCCCACCAACUUCUGAAUCACAAGGGGGAGUUCCAGAGCAAGACACUUUCAUGCCCUUUGCCCCAAGUCUGGGCCAGAGAGGGAGGGGACUAGCCUGGACCACUUCUGAGGUGCACAUGCUGCUCUCUCUGUACCCGUGUAUCUAGGAAAGCAGAUGUGCCUUGGAGCAGGACUGGCCGGUUCAGAGAUCUUCCUCUUCCUUACUGCUAUCCUAGAGAUUCUGCCUUCUCCCUGUGGAGAACUCUACCAAUAUCAACCUCACCCUGCAUUGCACUGGCCUGGGCAAUGUCCCCCCAGCCUUCCAACUUCGCCUAGUGCCCUGCUAAGAUAAGGCUCUGCCACCCUGGGCUCACUGGCCCUCACACAUCCUAACCCUCCUUGGUCAAUAAAAGCCAUGAAUUACA
This is a messenger RNA of Nycticebus coucang (slow loris), 2673 nucleotides long. RefSeq names its product cytochrome P450 2F2-like. Lineage: Eukaryota; Metazoa; Chordata; Mammalia; Primates; Lorisidae. Gene Ontology annotation, cellular component: cytoplasm; intracellular membrane-bounded organelle. Gene Ontology annotation, molecular function: iron ion binding; heme binding; oxidoreductase activity, acting on paired donors, with incorporation or reduction of molecular oxygen, reduced flavin or flavoprotein as one donor, and incorporation of one atom of oxygen. The record is from RefSeq and is a predicted model, not a curated record. The coding region runs from base 816 to 1208 and encodes 130 amino acids. The transcript has 5 exons. Gene Ontology annotation, biological process: xenobiotic metabolic process.